AUGGAUGGUAUAUUCCAACCUUACACACAAAGUUACUACGGCUGCAUUUGUCAGAACUCACCAGAAUGUGUCACACAAUACCCCGUUAAUAGUAAUCCUAUGACCGCAGCUGGGUUCUAUAUACCAGAUUUCUAUUAUGGAUGUUAUAUUAUGGAAGCACUUCUUCUAUCUACUCUUGAAUGUUUUCAUGAUGAAAUAUGUGUAAAUCGAAUACAAUCAUAUAUAACAUAUACUUCACCAAUGAAUGUAACAAUUCUUGACUCAUCAUUAUCAAGUCAAUAUUUUGUUAAUUCAACAAUACAAGAUCUUGUCAAUAAUUUAAUGAUGGAACAAUGGAAUUCAUCUAUUACAUACGAGAACUAUUAUAAUCAAUGUCAACCAAAACAAUGUACAUAUACUUAUACAACAACGAAUAGUGCAAUUUCCAUUAUUACUAUACUAUUUGGAUUAGUUGGUGGUUUAGUGACUAUUUUAAGACUUGUUGUACCGCUAUUGGUGAAUUUUAUAGCAUGGAUUAUUAGACGACGAAGACAAAGAAUAAUUCCACAUAUAUCAACUAUUCAUAAUUAA
Molecule: messenger RNA, 570 nt
Organism: Didymodactylos carnosus
Lineage: Eukaryota; Metazoa; Rotifera; Eurotatoria; Philodinida; Philodinidae
Source: the annotation of a GenBank genome assembly